Molecule: messenger RNA, 2235 nt
Organism: Gymnodraco acuticeps
Lineage: Eukaryota; Metazoa; Chordata; Actinopteri; Perciformes; Bathydraconidae
Exons: 2
Coding region: 803-2167 (454 amino acids)
Source: RefSeq, a predicted model, not a curated record
CGGUCUGGUUUGACGCCACAUGUGAUCUCUGCGUUGUGUUAUGUUGUGUAAAUGAGAACGACUUCUUUCUUGCCAACCAGGAUUUAUUCUCUGUGCAAAACAGAAUAUAAUAAUUAAAGCAGGAAAUGGCUUCAUCAGCUUUCUAACUUCACACUUCUCCUCAGUGGGGCCUGAAGCUAACUCAGGAAAGUAUACAGAGUUCUAAAUUGUAUUGUUUGUUAUGUAAGUGUAAAUUAAUGGUUAUAUUUGUGUAUAUUGGUUUACAAGGAAAAACUGGUUUGCCACCAUGGAUAGAUGUAUAUCUGUUAAUUGUAUUAUUUAGAACUCUGUAUACUUUCCUGAGUUAGCUUCAGGCCCCACUGAGGAGAAGUGUGAAGUUAGAAAGCUGAUGAAGCCAUUUCCUGCUUUAAUUAUUAUAUUCUGUUUUGCACAGAGAAUAAAUCCUGGUUGGCAAGAAAGAAGUCGUUCUCAUUUACACAACAUAACACAACGCAGAGAUCACAUGUGGCGUCAAACCAGACCGGUUACAGUGGUGCCGUGACCCGGAUUCACAGUGCUUCAGACUGUUCCAUCGUCGUUCCUGAGGCUGUGGAUCAACACCAGCUUGGUCACCAGAGGUUGCUACACGCCACACACUUACUUUCAUGUAUUGAAGAGAAGGAAUUAGAUAGAGGAAACUGUUUUUUUUGUUUUGUUUUUUUCUCUCUGUAAUUAUUUUUACAUUCAUUGUUUAGAGAGUACAUUUGUCAUUUCUGUAUUUUAUUGUAUACUGAAUUUUGAAGUUUGGUAUACAGGGUUAAAAAUGACAUAUGUUACUGGUAAAAUGGAUGAGGACAAUGUUCUAACUGACAGUUUUAGUUUCGGUUUUGGAAGAGGGAAACCCAUCAGCGGGUACCCUUUUAUACCAGUCAGAGGUACAGCUAAUGUAGAUUCGCCAGCUUUUUGUUCUACUCGCUUGCCAGGUCAUGUAGCAUCACCUCAGAGGGAGGAGGAUUCACAUUCAAGCCUUCCAGAUACAAAUGAUGCAGCUUUAAAUAACCUGAUAACACACAUUGCUCAGCAGGUAGGACAGACUAUAAGAGAUCAGUUAAGGGGGGAAUGUGAAGAGAGGGGUGUUGGAGCCACACCAGCUCAGAGCGGUGUUGGCCAGUUACCCAGUGACCACACUUACCUCAACUUGACUGGUGCAAAGUUAGUGUUGCAGUCAGAUGUGAGAGAGCCUCCAGUCUUCAGAGGAGAUGGAUCUGACAAGAAUACAGUCUGUGAGUGGGAAGAGUUAAUGGGAGUGUAUUUCAGGAAACGAGCCACACCUCUGAGAGAACAGCACAUUGAGAUCAUGUCUAAGUUAAUGGGCAAGGCUAAAGACAUAGUGAGGAUAACUCUGAGGAGCUGCCCAUCCAUGAAGCCUCAAGAUAACCCACAAUUGAUCUAUGACAUCCUCAGACAACACUUUAGUGAUGUGACCUAUUCAUGUAUGCCCAUGGCUGAUUUCUACAGUACAGUUCCAGUGGCAGGAGAGUCCUCCGUAGAGUACUGGCUUCGGCUAAACAAGGCAGUUGAUGCAGCGGAGGAGGGCUUGAAGAGGCUAGGGCGGAAGAUGGAGGAUUCUUGUCAGGAAGUAGCGAUGAUGUUUGUCAAAUACUGCCCAGAUCCCACCCUUGCUGCUGUUUUCAAGUUUAAGGCACCAGAUAAGUGGACAGCUAGUGAAAUCCAAGAGCAUAUUGAUCGCUACCAAACUGAAAUGAAAGAACAGGUGCUUUCCAAAUCAAAGAGAGUUAAACCAGUGACAGUUCAUGUCCAGGUUUCCGCACCUGACGUUUCAGAGAUAGUAUGUCACCCACGGGAGCCAUCUAUGCAAGGUGAGGACAGCACAGCAUCCAAGCCCUCUUGUAAUGAUGACUGUAUGAAAAUGUUAGUCAGUUUAUUUGACAGAGCAUUGUCACAGAACAACCAGGUUACACACAAACCACUCCCCUCUGAUCCAUUUCAACCGAAAGCCUGCAGGGUCUGCCAGUCUCUAGAUCAUUCCACCCUUGCACACUGCAGGCAGAAACGCCUCUGCUUAGUGUGCUUCGAGCCAAACCACAUCAAGAAGAACUGUCCUAACCGUCAGGCUGGCCGAGGUUCUCCGGCUUUCCCGCCACAGAAUUCUCAACCUUUAAACUAACUGGCCCGCAUUUAGUGAGGGAAUGUGUGGGAAACAGAGAAGAAACCCUCAACAGUGGUGAUAUUGAA